AUGAGUUGUUGGUCACAUGGUAGCCCACACUCGAUCGAGUACCGAUUCUUCUGCAACAAGUUCGGCUGGAAGAACGAUCUUAAGGAGCUUCUCCGAGAAAUCUACUCCUUCGACAAGCCCGAAGCUGUCAUGCCCAUCACGCGAUCAGGAGCUGGAGGAAAUCUCGUGAUUGUGGAGGAUGAGUCUUCAACUCCCGAUCAGAAAAGCACCCAGCCCUGCGUCGAGAACCAGGCACCGAUUCAAGAGCCACCGACGCCCGUUGAAGGGCAAAAAAGGAAAGAAGGGGAAGAAAGGCAAGAAGGGCAAAAAAGGCAAGAAGGGGAAGAAAGGCAAGAAGGGCAAAAAAGGCAAGAAGGGGAAGAAAGGCAAGAAAAAGAAAGCCUCCCCAAGCCGCCAAGCCCCAAAGCCCCCCAAGCCGCCAAGCCCCAAGCCGCCAAGGAGGAUAUGCCGCCUCCUCGCAAGCGUCAGCGGCGAGGUGGAUACAAGAGGGCCAGGGACCGUAAGUGUCUCACAAGAAAGGUGUUUGCGAGCGCGAUGAAGUCGGAGGGCCAGUAUAAUCAGCGAUUAAUAAGAAUCGUGCAAACGGCAAAAACAUCAGCCAAAUUUAAACGGGUGCCAACCAUACAACAAGCUGAUAUCGACAAGCUCAACAGCCGCGAGAAUCCGGUCAACAAAGAGAUCCUUCGAGCAUUGGGAGGAUACGAUGGGUGGAAGCUAGGACAUGUAUUGAAGGAUCUCUACAAGCAACAGGCAAAAGGCAAAGAAAAACUCCUACUCCCACAUCCCGACUCCAUAGCCAAGGAACAGGCGGAGAAUUUGGAGCAACAGGAGAUUGAAAAUCUCACCGACGAGGAGAUGGAGGAAGAGGAAAGUGUCUUCAAGUGUUAUGAUCACGAUUCGUUCGAGGAGAGGGAGCGACGGAUAAAAAAAGACAAGUUUGCGAUCUCCAGAGUCGCCCUUCUACGAUUCGAGAUUCCCACACUGCUGAAAAACGACAAGGACUUGCGCUACAGGUCACGGUACGUCUGUCUGUACUCAUGGUGGAACGACUGGAUAGAGGGGGUUGCGCCGUUCACAGAUCUAGAGUGUGCCAUAUUCAGCGAGUUCAAGCGUACAAACUCGGCAGGCGGCAAGAUGGCAAAAAAAACGGUGGAUGCCCUCGACAAACUCUGGAAGGAGCGAGAAGAAAGACAACUCAGGCAUCAUCGUUUUAAAAAACAUAUGCAUCUAUACCACCCGCAUCUGACAAAGUCACGAUACAGAGCAAAGAGAAACGCCCUCAUCAAUAGAUUGUCUUUUGCAAAGGUGCUCACCCUGGACAGAUUCAUGAAACACAGCGUUCUCGUCGACCCGGCGGAAGAUUUUGUAAAAUUUAAAGACGAGGAGCAUUUCUCGAAUGCGGUCAUUGUUGCACUCUCGGAUUGGAAGAAGUUUCAAUUGAAGAAGACCGGCAGGGUCACAUAUGGGAGCGAGUACACUGCCAACCCGGCCGCUGGCGAAAAAGUGGACGACUUUGCGGACGCCGUGUCGGAUGAUGACGACAACCACUCGUGGACCACGGCAGAGUCAGACGAGGGGGAAGAGUCCGAAGAAAUCAACACGCUGGUGGCAGCGAUCAACGACUACAAGGGCUUCAUCUUGAAGAAGACAGGGGCUCUCCCCAAUGGAAGCGAAUACACACAAGAGCCCGGCCGGGAGGAGGAUCGCCUCCAAGACUACGCCCAACUCGACGUGCCCGACGACUGGACAGACGAAGAAGACAACGAGGAACCUUAG
Molecule: messenger RNA, 1776 nt
Organism: Oikopleura dioica
Lineage: Eukaryota; Metazoa; Chordata; Appendicularia; Copelata; Oikopleuridae
Source: the annotation of a GenBank genome assembly